CCUGCGCGACCCGGAAGUGGCCGUGAGGCGCGGCAGCCCGGGCGCCGCCAGUCCCGGCCCGUUCCCGUUCUCUGCUUCCCGCUGCCCUUCCAGGCUCCCUGUCGCUUCCUGGGCUUGUUACCAGUCCCGCUCCCGCCAUGGCCACCGCGCGGGCACCGGCGGCGCGCGGCGGGGCGCGGCCCCCCGAGCCCCCCAGGGCCAAGGCUGCCGAGGAGGCCGAGCCCGGCCCGGCCCGGCGGGCGCCCAUCUUCUACGGGAGCCUGGAGGAGAAGGAGCGCGAGCGCCUGGCCAGGGGCGAGCCCGGCCUGCUGGCCAAGGAGGGCAUGAGGGCUGCCCUGGAGGCUGGCAACAUCAACAUCAGCAGUGGGGAGGUGUUUGACCUCGAGGACCACAUGAGCGAGCGGCAGGCCGAGGUGCUGGCGGAGUUCGAGCGCCGCAAGCGCGCGCGGCAGAUCAACGUGUCCACGGACGACUGCGAGGUCAAGGCCUGCCUGAGGGCCCUGGGGGAGCCCAUCACGCUCUUCGGAGAGGGCCCCGCCGAGCGCAGGGAGAGGUUAAGGAACAUCCUCUCGGUGGUCGGCACAGACGCGUUGAAAAAGACCAGGAAAGAUGAUGACAGAUCCAAAAAGUCCAAAGAAGAGUAUCAGCAAACCUGGUACCAUGAGGGCCCACGCAGUCUGAAAACAGCCAGGCUGUGGCUGGCCAACUACUCACUGCCCAGGGCAGCCAAGCGGCUGGAGGAGGCGCGGCUGCUCAAGGAGGUUCCCGAGGCCACCAGGACAUCCCAGAGGCAGGAGCUGCACAAAUCCCUGCGGUCCUUGAAUAACUUCUGCAGUCAGAUUGGGGAUGAUCGCCCGCUGUCCUACUGCCACUUCAGCCCCAACUCCAAACUGUUGGCCACGGCCUGCUGGAGUGGGCUGUGCAAGCUCUGGUCUGUGCCUGACUGCAACCUGGUUCACACCCUACGAGGACACAGCACCAACGUGGGGGCAGUCGUGUUCCACCCCAAGGCCACCGUGUCCCUGGACAAGAAGGACGUGAGCCUGGCCUCGUGUGCAGCUGAUGGCUCUGUCAAACUCUGGAACCUGGAAAGCGAUGAGCCGGUGGCAGACAUCGAGGGACACAGCAUGAGAGUGGCCCGUGUGAUGUGGCACCCCUCAGGGAGGUUCCUGGGCACCACCUGCUACGAUCACUCGUGGCGCCUGUGGGACCUGGAGGCGCAGGAGGAGAUCCUGCACCAGGAGGGGCACAGCAAGGGCGUCUACGACAUCGCCUUCCACACCGACGGCUCCCUCGCCGGCACCGGAGGCCUGGAUGCCUUUGGCCGGGUGUGGGACCUGCGCACAGGCCGCUGUAUCAUGUUCCUGGAAGGGCACCUGAAGGAGAUCUACGGGAUCAACUUCUCCCCAAACGGGUACCACGUGGCCACGGGCAGUGGGGACAACACCUGCAAGGUGUGGGACCUGCGGCAGAGGAAGUGCAUCUACACCAUCCCUGCCCACCAGAACCUGGUCACCGGCGUCCGGUUUGAACCCAACCACGGGAAUUUCCUGCUCACGGGCGCCUACGACAACACGGCCAAGAUCUGGACCCACCCUGGCUGGUCCCCACUGAAGACACUGGCGGGGCAUGAGGGGAAGGUGAUGGGCCUAGACAUCUCCCUGGAUGGGCAGCUCAUUGCCACCUGCUCCUACGACAGAACCUUCAAGCUCUGGACAGCCGAGUAGCUCAGAGGGGCCGGUUACGGACUGGGAUGGGGACGUUAAUGACUUUUGGUUGCUUUUUUAUAUUAAAGAAAAAACCAGGAA
Passer domesticus (house sparrow) is the source of this 1808-nucleotide messenger RNA. It is a transcript of the gene PRPF4, whose product is annotated as pre-mRNA splicing tri-snRNP complex factor PRPF4. The transcript is spliced from 14 exons. Gene Ontology annotation, molecular function: U4 snRNA binding; protein binding; U6 snRNA binding. The coding region runs from base 138 to 1727 and encodes 529 amino acids. Lineage: Eukaryota; Metazoa; Chordata; Aves; Passeriformes; Passeridae. Gene Ontology annotation, cellular component: U4/U6 x U5 tri-snRNP complex. Gene Ontology annotation, biological process: mRNA splicing, via spliceosome. The record is from RefSeq and is a predicted model, not a curated record.